AUGAAAGAUGCGCGACGAGACGAGGCGACGACGCGCGCCGGGACGGCGGCGACCGAGGGCGCAUCGCGCGCACCCUUCUUCGCGCGGUCUGCGUCUGCUGGAACUCGAGCCUGCGGUUCACGCGAAGGCCGCUGUUGCUGCGGCGGAGGGACGCCAUGCUCGCGGCGAAGUGGGCACGACGCGUUCAAAACCGGUCGGCCGCGACGAGCGAAGAAACCUGAAGAACUCGCGCGAGCGCGCGCGCGAUCUACGCGAGCGGCGGUGACGUGGCCUUCGACGCCGCGACCAGCGCGACACAACGCGCCGGCGCUCUCCCGCACGGAAGCACCACCGCCCACGCACGCUCGCAUCGCGCGUCUACUCGCGUCUCCGCCCCCCAACACACCAUGCCGAUUUUCUGAUCCAUCAAGACCGCGUUCGACAGCGCGCGGUACGCCGUAGGGCAGACGGACACCCUCCGCGGGACCGGGGUGUGGUCGUUCGUCAAGGCUGACCGAGCGGGGAAAGCCACCGCCAAGCCAGGGAAAGGGAAGGCGACGAGCAAGCCCGCGAAACUCGGCGGGAAGAAGUAACGUAACGUAACGGAACGCUUCCGGGCGUUACGCGAUGCUUCGACUGACGUCCUCGGGGGCGACGACGGCGGCGGACUGAGGCGAGAGCGCGACGACGAACGACGCGCGUCCCGCGACGCAUCGCGGAACGCACGUGACGAAGCCCACGCCGUAAAUCUCGGUUUCGCGACCGAAGAUGGCGGCUUUCGAUGACCGCGUCGCGCGCGCGCUCUCUCCUCGGUCACGCCGCCGCCGCUCCCGGCGACGACGAUUGUUUGUAAAAGACUGAACGAGACAACUUUAU
Molecule: messenger RNA, 855 nt
Organism: Micromonas pusilla CCMP1545
Lineage: Eukaryota; Viridiplantae; Chlorophyta; Mamiellophyceae; Mamiellales; Mamiellaceae
Exons: 2
Coding region: 1-441 (146 amino acids)
Source: RefSeq, a predicted model, not a curated record